Messenger RNA from Sapajus apella (tufted capuchin), 1983 nucleotides. RefSeq names its product ephrin A2 (gene EFNA2). Lineage: Eukaryota; Metazoa; Chordata; Mammalia; Primates; Cebidae. The record is from RefSeq and is a predicted model, not a curated record. Gene Ontology annotation, molecular function: ephrin receptor binding. The coding region runs from base 1 to 645 and encodes 214 amino acids. Gene Ontology annotation, cellular component: plasma membrane. The transcript is spliced from 4 exons. Gene Ontology annotation, biological process: ephrin receptor signaling pathway; osteoclast differentiation; axon guidance.
AUGGCGCCCGCGCAGCGCCCGCUGCUGCCGCUGCUGCUGCUGCUGCUGCCGCUGCCGCCGCCGCCGCCCUUCGCGCGCGCCGAGGACGCCGCCCGCGCCAACUCGGACCGCUACGCCGUCUACUGGAACCGCAGCAACCCCAGGUUCCACGCAGGCGCGGGGGACGACGGCGGGGGCUACACGGUGGAGGUGAGCAUCAACGACUACCUGGACAUCUACUGCCCGCACUACGGGGCGCCGCUGCCGCCGGCCGAGCGCAUGGAGCACUACGUGCUGUACAUGGUCAACGGCGAGGGCCACGCCUCCUGCGACCACCGCCAGCGCGGCUUCAAGCGCUGGGAGUGCAACCGUCCCGCCGCCCCCGGGGGCCCGCUCAAGUUCUCGGAGAAGUUCCAGCUCUUCACGCCCUUCUCCCUGGGCUUCGAGUUCCGGCCGGGCCACGAGUACUACUACAUCUCUGCCACGCCUCCCAAUGCUGUGGACCGGCCCUGCCUGCGACUGAAGGUGUAUGUGCGGCCAACCAAUGAGACCCUGUACGAGGCUCCCGAGCCGAUCUUCACCAGCAAUAAUUCGUGCAGCAGCCUGGGUGGCUGCUGCCUCUUCCUCAGCACCGUCCCUGUGCUCUGGACCCUCCUGGGCUCCUAGUCCCAGCCCUGCAGGACGCCGGCCCUGCUGGACAGCCCCGCCUGGACCGCCUGACCUCGGCCCUCCGGACUGGCCCUGUGGCCCCCACCUCCGAGACCAAAUAGAGACGCUGCUUCUCCCUCCACUGGUGCUGCCCCCGCCGGGCAGGGGCCGGCCACCCGCCCCAGGACCAGCCCUCAGGGAGGGGACGGCUGAGAGCCCCCCGAGGCCCGAGGGGCUGGGGUGUCGCUGCAGCCCCGGGCCAAGCCAUCUCUUCUGGGACGUCGGAGAACCCGGGAACCUCUUGGCGAUUUUUUUUUUUUUUUUUAGUGUGUUUUUCAUGGUUGGAUCAAAAACACUUGAGUUUUUAAUUUAAUUUAUUCCCUGGGGUUCAGGGGGGCGGGGUCCCGGUGCCCCAGCCUGGGGGAGGGGAACUCGGAACUUGGAACAUGGGGUGAGGGACGCAGCUCCUCCUGUCUGCUCUGCACCCCACUUAUGGGGCUCUGUCUGCAGCCCACCACGGAGCCCCCAGUUGCUCCAGGUUGGGUGAGUCUGAGCCGGAAGGGGUGCAUGGUGAGUGCCCCUGAUUGUGGUUGGGGGGACCUCACACCCCAUCGCCUGCCCCCAUCCUGCUGGUAAUUUCCUCCCCGCCACUGUUUUACCCCGACGCCCCUCGGAAUCACAGCCCCCCACGUCUUAGAAACUGCUUUCGCUGAGUCAAACACCCCCCUUCCCAUCCCCCCCACCUCACACGGUCCUCCCUGAGGCCGACAAGACCUUCUAUUCCUGUAAAUAGAGCCAACAAGUGCAUACUGUGAUCUUAUUUUUCAUGUAUUCCUGAGGAUGGACUGGACCGUUUAUGUUUUUUCCGCCCUUCAUAGGGGGUCUUUUAUUUUGGUGGGGGGGUGGGGUGGAACUUUUAGAGUAGAGGCUGCACUUUGCAAUAAGCUCGUUUCGUCUGUCAGAGCCCCUCCCUCGACUCUGUGACCUGAUGAUGUUUCUAAGAAAAAGAAAAAAAGGACAAAAGGGAGGAAACCACUACCAAAAAAAAAAAAAAUCAACCCCUCCCCGAAGACACUUUAAUGAAGGAAGCAACGCAUUUGUACGGAUUUCAUAUUUCUACCCGCCUUUCCUGACUCUGUGUUUUAUAUAUAUUAUAUAUAAAUAUAUAUUGUGUACGGCCGCCAGCCGGCGGCUCAGGCACGCCUGGUGGUGGGGGUGGGCGGAGGGCUUUUGUAGGGGUCGGCGGGGCGGGCCGCGUUGCCAGGCCUGGAGCUGGCGACCGGGCCUCCCCUCUUCCCGUCACAAUCAACUUUGGAUUCUGUAUUUUUUUAUAAUAAAAUGAGUGUAAACCUCAAA